Messenger RNA from Ambispora gerdemannii, 533 nucleotides. The record is from the annotation of a GenBank genome assembly. Lineage: Eukaryota; Fungi; Glomeromycota; Glomeromycetes; Archaeosporales; Ambisporaceae.
CCACAGACACUAAUUCUUCUUCGACGGCUGAUAAUAAUAAUAAUUUUACGUGUAGACUACUCGGAAAUUUAGGAUUAAGCUCUUGUCCAGGGAAAAAAGUUCGACUAAAUGGUCCUGUUCGAGGAAGGGCGACAAUUAAUCGUGACUUAGAUUUAGAUUUUCAACGAUUAAAGACACUUGGGAUCUCUAUGAUUGUUUGUUGUUUGGAUGAUGAGGAAUUGAAGUUUUUAGGGGCCCCAUGGGCGCAAUACAAGGAAUUAGCUCAGCAGCAUAACUUGGAAAUAAUAAGAUUACCAAUGGUCGAAGGCGGGUGUCCAGAUUCUUUGGAACAACUAGAAGACAUUAUUACGAAAUUGGAUAAUCAUAUAGAGAGUGGGCGACGAGUACUUGCUCAUUGUCGGGGUGGUGUUGGACGUGCCGGAUUGAUUGCGUGCUGUUGGCUACUUAAACGACAGUAUUGUUAUAGUGCUGACAGGUCAAUACAGUUGGUGCGGAUGCGACGAAGUCCGAAAGCUAUUGAAACAAUGCAUUGA